Molecule: messenger RNA, 3183 nt
Organism: Gastrolobium bilobum
Lineage: Eukaryota; Viridiplantae; Streptophyta; Magnoliopsida; Fabales; Fabaceae
Product: geranylgeranyl transferase type-2 subunit alpha 1
Exons: 8
Coding region: 145-2244 (699 amino acids)
Biological process (GO): protein geranylgeranylation
Cellular component (GO): cytoplasm; Rab-protein geranylgeranyltransferase complex
Molecular function (GO): protein binding; Rab geranylgeranyltransferase activity
Source: RefSeq, a predicted model, not a curated record
UUAAAAAAAACCCAUUGAAGACUUUAUAGCUGACUCACUUCCAAGUAGAAGAAUCUCACGAAAACAUUAGAUCUGAGAUGGGUGAAUUCCCAUUCCGAUUAGUAGCUGUAGCUUAAUGGUUGGCCAUAGCAGAGUGAAAAAAAAAUGCACGGUCGUCCUCGCAAACCGUUGAAGCAAGAAGACGCAGCAGCUUCAUCAGCCAAAGCUGAAAAGCUUCGCUCACUUCAAUCUCACUUCCUCGCCAAUCACCACAAUCGCAUAUAUACUAAGGAAGCAUUAGAGGCAAACGCCAAGUUAGUGGAGAAUAAUCCAGAAUGGCACACAGCUUGGAAUUACAGAAAACUCGCAGUCCAACACUUCCUCUCUCAUUCAGAUUUCUCUGAUCCUAACUCCAUCAAAUCUCUUCUCGAUGAAGAGCUCAGAGUGGUUGAGAGUGCGUUGAGGAAGAAUUUCAAGUCAUACGGUGCGUGGCAUCAUCGAAAAUGGGUGCUAAGCAAGGGGCAUUCAUCCAUAGAUAACGAGUUGCGCCUUCUCGAUGCUUUUCAGAAGGCCGAUCCUCGAAAUUUCCAUGCGUGGAACUACCGAAGGUUUGUUACUGAACUGAUGAAAAGAUCGGAUGAGGAUGAGUUGAAAUAUACGGAGGAAGUGAUUGGGGCCAAUUUUAGCAAUUACUCUGCGUGGCACAAUCGUAGUAUCCUUUUGUCUAAUUUGCUGAAAAGAAAGGCUGAAGGAUAUUUCCCUAAAGAGCUCAUUUUGGAAGAGGAGUUUGAGCUUGUCCACAAUGCUCUUUUUACGGAUCCAGAUGAUCAGAGUGGCUGGUUUUAUCAUCUUUGGCUUAUUGAUCAAACAGUGAAAACCGAUGCUCCUCUAAUUAUUUCAUCUUGGCCUUCCCAUGGAUCUAAUAUAACUCUGCAGGGAAACAAGUGCCUUCAUGGUUCUGGUUUAUCUGUGUUAAAUUGUACACUAUCAGACAUAGAAACGCUUCCAAUCGUUCUUUAUUUCAAUCAAGCUGUUGAAGGUGUCAACUCAUCCACUGUAACUGUUAAAUCUGAACUUAUAAAUGGGGAUCUUGUUUGGAAACCGCUUUCAACAAGCAACUCUAAUACUGCUCAAGUUUGGGUUACAUAUUUAAACAUGGGAAACAUUGACCUCCAAAUGUCGAAAACUUACCCAGUAGAGAUUACCAUCGAUCAUUCUAAGGGUGUUGUAUCUUCAAAUGGAUAUCAAUCUGGCCAUCCUUACCAAAUUUCCUUUAAACUGUGUAAACUGACUGCCUCUACAGAACCUGCUGAAGGACACACUGGAAAAAUGACUUCAUGGGAGGAUAACAAUUUCCAAAAACUUGAGCAUUUUCAGGAAUCAGACUUCAUUGUUUCCGCUGGUGAACUAACUACUGAGAUUGGUCAUAUUCCAGCAACUUCCACAUGGUGUGCAGAGGCAAUUGUUAAAGAAAUAACUAACUUUCGGGAUUUAUUGUCAGAGUUUGACUGUAAAAUUGGAAAGCUUACACUUGCUAGACUUUUGAGUGCUCUUGAUUCCUUAUCAUUUCCACGUGCUAAAAAAUUGGUUCAUACUGAAGAAGUUCUUCAACUUUAUGAUGAUCUGAUGAAGUUAGAUCCAACACAUUCUCUAUACUAUAAGGAUGAGCGUAGUCUAGUAUUACUUCAUCAGAUAACUUCGACCAGGGAAUCUUUACUACCAUUCUGCCACUACCAUAAAGAUGCAACAGAGACAAUUGCUGGUUAUGUCUGUCUACGUUUACAAAAUCUAUCGUUGUCACGGUUUGGAUGCACUGAGAAUCUAUUGUGGGUGCAAAUGCUAGAUCUUAGCCACAACGAACUUCAAUCAAUUGAAGGAUUGGAGGCCAUGCAACUUUUGUCUUGUUUGAAUUUGAGUCACAACAUACUUCGUAGUUUAACUGUUCUGGGGCCUCUUAGACUACUUAGGUCUCUUAAAGUGUUGAAUAUCUCACACAAUGAAAUAGGUUUACACUCUAUUGACACAAGAAGAUACCUAUGCUUUUCUCCUUUGUCUCAUACUGAAGAAUUUGCAUGGGACCGUUUUGAAAUCCUUUCCGGCUGCUUCAGUGCUACAAAAUUUUGGGAAGCUUUCAUGAUAUUUGAAAGUUUGAAUUUGACAGAGUUAGACAUAAAAGGAAAUGCAAUUGCUGAUGAGAACUUCAGAUUAUUUCUCGUCAAAGUUUUGCCUGCACUAAAGUGGCUGGAUGGUAGAGAAUUAUCUUGACAGAAUCAUGGAUUUUAUGGACGAAAUAUUUUUUUUCUGCUACUAUUUUAUUUAUUAUCUUUUUUCAACCUUUUCGUAUAUUUUAUUCGAGUUCAUCUACCACCGAUCCCAAUUAAUUUGGGAUAAAGGUGUAGUUGAUAUUGAUGUUGUACAAUGUGAUGUAUAGCUCUUUCAUCAAAUAGAUUAUUCACACAUUGGGUAUACUUGCAAUGAUAAAGUGCAAUUUCUUUUUCUCAUCAGCUGCUAGUACAGUAAAACAAGUCGGUAACAUUUUUUUUUACUGUAUACAAAUACCAAUCUACAUCAUUAACGAGUGAUAUAUACCCUUUAUUCUAAACGCGUUGUGUUUGCCUUAAUCAUUUGCAAAUGUUCUGAUCCUCAAGCAUAUGCAAGCCCUUUUAUAUUCCUUGUUCGUCAUGAAUUUGUCUCAAUUUAUAUAGUUUUGAUGGCUGGAGACAUAUGAAGCAUCUUUAUAUGUAAUCUUUAGCUCUUGGUCCCUGACAUCUGAAACCAGUAUUUUGGACAUUGCAUAAACCUAAUGGUGGUCACAGAUGGAGAGGCCAUUCCUAGCUGAGUACCUACUGAUUCAAAUCAGCAACUAGCAAAUAUCUUCAGGAUGAGUAACGUGGAUCUAACAGAUAGGUCAGUUGUAAAUUCAGUCCAAGGGAAAGGCCUUGCAGCGGUCGUGUAUGUCUGAACAGGAGUGGAGUGGGAAGGGGAUGGAAGUUAUACUAUUGCCUCUACACGCAAUCCUUGAAGGUCAGAUUGGUGUUAUCUUAUCAAUAGGAGUGAAAAAUUCAAAAAUAAAUGUAGAUGAAGUAUUUUGUGAUAAACUAACUCGUAUUGGACGGUUGUUCCAACAUUAUUAUCUCCAUUUACACUUUUUAAUUUUCCUACUAGUUUAUUAGAAACACAAUUAAUCAGAUUCAAGUAGAUCCA